AAAUUAGCUGGAACUCCCGGAUGAACAUGUGCUCAUGGGAGAUUCAACAUGGCGGCCUCCACGAGCGCAGAUAUGAACGACUUGCGCUUUCAUGAAAUGGGCUUAGAUGACAGGAUUUUAAAGGCCAUAGCCAAGCUUGGCUGGUCUAAGCCCACCCUCAUCCAAGAACGAGCCAUACCCCUGGCCCUGGAAGGCAAAGAUUUGCUUGCAAGAGCACGGACAGGCUCAGGAAAGACGGCGGCCUAUGCCAUACCUCUUGUCCAGAGAAUACUGUCAAGUAAACAGACAGCCAGGGAGCAGGCUGUACGAGCUGUGGUCAUGGUACCCUCCAGAGAGCUUUGCAGUCAGGCAUAUAAGAACAUCUUGGAGUUGACGAGUUGCUGUUCCAGAGAGGUCAAGUGUGCAGAUGUAUCAGUACAAGUAGACUUGGCUGCUCAAAGGCCCCUCCUCAUGGAGAAGCCAGACAUCAUCGUGGGUACCCCGAGCCGCCUCUUAGCCCACCUCCAGGCCCAGAACCUCACCCUGGUGGACAGCUUAGAGGUCCUAGUCAUCGACGAAGCUGAUCUCAUCUUCUCCUUCGGCUACGAGGCGGACCUCAAGGCUCUCCUGCCCUUCCUGCCCAAGAUCUACCAAGCCUUUCUCAUGUCGGCCACUCUGAGCGACGAAGUGGUGGCCUUGAAAAAGUUGGUGCUUCACAAUCCUAUAACACUAAAACUGGAGGAAUCCCAGUUGCCAGACAUGGACCAGCUGACCCAGUACCACGUCAAAUGCGGAGAGGAAGACAAAUUUCUGCUCCUGUACACGUUACUCAAGCUGCGGUUGGUCAGGGGAAAGACCAUCAUCUUCGUCAACGACAUUGAUAAAUCCUACAGAUUGAAGUUGUUUCUGGAGCAAUUCUCGAUCCCUGGCUGCGUGCUCAACUCUGAACUGCCAGUCAACUCCAGAUGUCACAUAGUGGAGCAGUUCAACACCGGUCUGUAUGACAUCAUAGUUGCGUCAGACGAAAGCUCACUGGGCACGGGCAAGCAAGGAGGCAAGCGGAAAAAAUCGAAAUCCAAAAAGGGUAAGAGCAGAGAAUACGGCGUUUCACGAGGGAUCGAUUUCCAGAACGUGGCCAACAUCAUCAACUUUGACUUUCCGCCGACCAUCAAGUCAUACAUCCACAGGGUUGGCAGGACUGCUCGUGGUGAUACAAAAGGAACAGCUUUGUCUCUCGUCAACGAUACUGAGACGGAAAUAUUAGAAGAUAUUGAAAAAUAUCUUGUUAAAGAGGAUGGCACUUCGCUCAUCCGUCCCUACCAAUUCAAGAUGGUUGAGAUCGAGGGCUUCCGCUACCGCUGCAAGGACGCCAUGCGGGCGGUGACGCGGGUCGCGAUCCGGGAAGCCCGCGUCAAGGAGAUCAAACACGAGAUCUUCCAGUCGAAGACGCUCAAGACGUACUUUGAUGACAACCCGCGAGACAUCCAGCUGCUCCGCCAUGACAAGGUUCUACACCCGGCUAAAGUGCAUUCGGACCUCAGAAACGUUCCAGAGUACCUAGUGCCCAAGACGUUAAAAGCCAGCACAUCAGGAGCUUCUUUCAAAGGUCCUACUACAAGGAAACGGAAGCACAGGGGCCCGAGGGAGUCCAGAUUUGCCAAGAAAAAGAGGAGAAACGCGGCCGAUCCUUUGAAGAGCUUCAAGUUCAAGAAAUCAUGAACGUCCUGAAAAUCAAACAUCGCUGCUCAAGCACGAUCGACACUUUCAACAAAGUUGGACCUGCCAGCAAUACAUCAGCAUCUUCAUCAACCUGCAGUGCAGCAGGGCCCAAGUUUAUGGGGCUACUUUACAGUUGUGCUUACUAUAGCAGAAAAUUGGGCUAACCUUAUAAGCACUAUUUCAUUUGCAAAAGGCUGCGCGCGCAUGGUGAUUUCUAUUGUUUCGUCACUAAUUUAAGUAAUUUUUUCCUCCGAGGUAAGCAUGCCUUUUGUUUGCUUACUGUUUACGGUCUCCGUGAAAUAGAUGGAGGCUCUGUUAGUAGAAAAUCGUGUUGCAUUAAGGAAUUCAUCAAAAUUAUAAAAUCAUAUAUGUCAGAUGUAACAAGGACAGGAAAAAAGUGGACCCCAAAUUUACAGAAUGACCCAAAAACUUAUCGUUAACCCUAACCCCCUAGAGUGAUUUACUAGGAAUCUUCCUCACUCCUGCAAAUUCCAACACCACAUGGUAAACUGUGCACAGAAACUGUUGGACUCUUGAUUAUUGGUGGUAUGCCUAACCCCAAGUGAAGCAUAAUCAAUUUACUAGUGCAGUAAUCACUCUAACAGAUUCCAACAAACCCUGGGGUUGGAGUUUGACUGGAUGGGGACUAAGGGUUAAGGAGUGUCGACAGGGAUAUUUGUUUGUUGUAAAGGGAAGGAGGAUAGACAGAUUUUUCAACCACAUUUACAUGUUUAUGCAUCCAGGCAGGAUCAUGUUGUUUUUUUCCAAUAUUUCUUGUGCAUCAUUACAAGUCAAUAAAUGAUAUUUAACACUAAAAAAUGAA
Molecule: messenger RNA, 2521 nt
Organism: Patiria miniata (bat star)
Lineage: Eukaryota; Metazoa; Echinodermata; Asteroidea; Valvatida; Asterinidae
Product: probable ATP-dependent RNA helicase DDX56
Exons: 12
Coding region: 49-1698 (549 amino acids)
Cellular component (GO): nucleolus
Molecular function (GO): ATP binding; RNA helicase activity; nucleic acid binding
Source: RefSeq, a predicted model, not a curated record